Molecule: messenger RNA, 465 nt
Organism: Durusdinium trenchii
Lineage: Eukaryota; Dinophyceae; Suessiales; Symbiodiniaceae
Source: the annotation of a GenBank genome assembly
AUGUCGUCGCAGCGGAGGGCUGUCUAUGCAGCUCGCUUCCUCAGGCCUCCAAGCUGGACCAAGCGCCUGCUACUGCGGGAGAAGCCCCGGCUUUUGACAGGUCCCUACGAGAAUCCAGUGCGACGCUGGGUCAGACUCCGAGAGAAGGCGCGGCAGUUUGCAGAGCUUCCACCGCCUCGACGAAUUCCUGUGCCCAAGCCAUCCAGACGUCCGUUCUUGCAGGCAGUGGAAGGCGUCCCACGAGUGAGUCCAAAGGCACUGGAGCUACGUUUGGAAUUUCUUCUGUCGCAUGUUGCAGUACAGCAGCAACUGGCCGCUCCUUUGGGACCUGGGCCCAGGAUGAUCCCAUACUUCGUUGAGUUUGAAUGCUGGAACAGGCAGCUUCGAGAGAUUCGUCGCAUCUAUCGAGCUCAGUAUUUGCAAAAGCUUGCCGAGGCACAACGAGAUUCGUCCAACCUGCUAUGA